AUGGAGUCUGAUCCUGAUGAUCAGCAGCCAUUAACCCCAGAAAACAAUAUGGAGCAGCUGCAGGUGGUGACCUCAGAACAUGAGAAUGAUCAUGACGACCAUAGGGCAUCAUCAACCCAAUUAACCAGGUCCUAUGACUGCAACUUCUGCAAAAGAGGCUUCUCAAAUGCACAAGCCUUAGGCGGCCACAUGAAUAUCCACCGCAAGGAAAAGGCCGCAAAGCUCAAGCAGCAUGCGCAGUACCGAUUCGUCAAUCACGAAAGUAAUAAGCAACCAUAUUCUUCGAACAAUAUCCCAUUCAUAAGGCCGCCGGGGAUGAUGAUCACUGACACUACUUCUACUACUACUACUACUACUUCCUUGUAUAACUCUCCAUUAACUAUGAAUAAUAAUUCUUCAUGGCCAUUAAUGGAAGCCAAGCCUGGAGACGAAAGAAGCAGCACGAUCAAAUGGCCUUGGAUUCCUGGUCAACAUGAUGAUCAUACGGCUAUUAGGGAUGAAUUAACCCAUGUCGGUGAUGAUCAUGAUCAAGUCGGCCAGCAACUUCCAGUACUAUUUUUCCAAACAGCAUCAUCAGAUUACGACAAAGAUCAAAAGCCAGACAAUCAAUUUCAUGGGAAAACUGAGCAGGAUUUUUCAUCACUAGCCCAUGAUCAGAUCAACUCGACAGGUUCGGAGAUAGACCUUGAGCUUAGACUGGGGCAUGAGCCUAAUCAGGACCCAUGA
Messenger RNA from Juglans microcarpa x Juglans regia, 726 nucleotides. Its product is annotated as zinc finger protein 10-like. Bases 1 to 726 code for a protein of 241 amino acids. The transcript has a single exon. The record is from RefSeq and is a predicted model, not a curated record. Lineage: Eukaryota; Viridiplantae; Streptophyta; Magnoliopsida; Fagales; Juglandaceae.